UGUCAACGCUGAGUCUGGCAGGAAGUGCAUCUUGUGGCUGGCUGGAAUAUGAGGAGAAGAGGCAGUUUUAUACUGAGCUGCAGGGACAAAACACUCACCUUCUGACGAUAAAACCUUGAAAGAUGGACAGUUAUCGGCGAGGAAAACCCUGGGGAAAGCUAGUCAAAGUGAACUCCAGUGAAACUGUCCUGCUGUUCAACAGGGAAUGCACAGUUGGCAGAAAAAAGGGAUGUUAUCUGUCCUUCCCGGCCAACAAGCUGGUCUCAGGGGAGCACUGCAAGAUUGUGCAAGAUGAAAGAUCAGGGCAGGCGUGGCUCGAAGACAUGAGCACUAACGGCACGGUGAUCAACAUGUCCAAACUGAUCAAGAAGCAAACUCACAUGCUGCAGAACGGCGAUGUCAUCUACUUUGUGUACAGGAAAAGUGAGCCAGAACAAAACAUUGCCUAUGUUUACCACUCAAUCAAAACGGAAGAAGCUAUUUCCCAUUAUAGCUACGACGUGGAGCGGUCGGCCCUCAGUCCUGCUCCGCUCCCCCCCUCAGAGAUGCCUCUCUCUGUGGAGCCUGUGAUGCUCACUAAGGCUCCUCGUGAUCCAGCUCAGGAGGAACCGCAGCCCUCCACCUCCUCUUCACACUUCUGCAUCGGGGGUCCCACCACCUCUGUUCCUGCGGCAACUACAGCCUGUCCUGCUCCUGGCCAGGCUAAAGAUGCCGCCCCGCAGCAGGAGGAAGACUUGGAGCCAGAAAGCAAGCGUAGGAAAACUGAACACGAAAAAGAUUAUGAUUUGCCACACACCUCCAGUGGAGAGGUGGUCGAUUCAGCUAAGGCCAGUGUUCUGACUAAAGCCCCGGUGGAAGGGACCAAGACGGACAAGAUGGAGGAGAGUCUGACGUGUGUUAUUUGCCAGGAUCUACUGCAUGACUGUGUCAGUUUGCAGCCGUGCAUGCAUGUGUUCUGCGCUGCCUGUUACUCCGGCUGGAUGGAGCGCUCCUCUCUCUGCCCCACCUGCCGCUGCCCUGUGGAGAGGAUUCGCAAAAACCACAUCCUGAACAACCUGGUGGAGGCCUACCUCAUCCAGCACCCAGAGAAGUGCCGCAGUGAAGAGGACCUGAAGGGCAUGGACGGCCGAAACAAGAUCACUCAGGACAUGCUGCAGCCGAAGGUGGAGCGCUCGUUCUCUGACGAGGAGGGCAGCUCAGAUUACCUCUUCGAGCUCUCCGACAACGACAGUGACUCCUCCGACAUCAGCAGUCAGCCUCUGGUGGAGUGCAGGCAGUGUCCGAGCUUCAGCAGGGACAUCUCUCUGGUGUUUGCUUCAAACUACUGGCUCCCUGGACCUCCACCUCUAACUCCUCUACCCAAAGCAGCAGCAGCAGCUGAGGAGGGGGAAGCAAAACCACCAGAGGAGCAGCCUUCAACCUCCUCUGACACCCCCCCCUCAGCCCCUCAGGAGUACCGCUGCCCCCCCUUCGGCUGCCACCUCAUCUGCACCUGCUGCCUGCAGCCGAUGCCAGACCGACGGGCGGAGCCGAACAACGAGCAGCGCCUCGCUCAACAAUGUGUUCUGUGUCAGCGGCCCUUCUGUCACAUGUACUGGGGCUGCCAGAGGAUCGGCUGUCAGGGCUGUCUGGCCCGCUUCAGUGAACUCAAUCUGACCGACAAAUGCCUGGACGGUGUGCUGAACAACAACAACUACGAGUCAGAGAUCCUGCAGAACUACCUGUCCUCCAAAGGGAAGUCAUGGAGAGACGUGCUCCAGGAGUCUCUGCAGGCCUUACAGCAGGGCAACUACUACCUGUCAGACUGCCGCAUCUCUCCAAACGCCAUCCUGUGCUACUGCUGUGGCCUGCGGUCCUUCAAGGAGCUGGCCUACAAGUUCAGACAGAACAUCACUGCUCCUGAGCUGCCAGCUGCUGUUACAUCUCGUCCCGACUGUUACUGGGGACGCAACUGUCGCACGCAGGUGAAGGCGCAUCAUGCAACGAAAUUCAACCACAUUUGUGAGCAGACGCGUUUCAAGAGCUGAAGCAGCGGAGCGGUCUGUUUCUCCUAAAGUGUCAAAUGUAGAUAACGGAGCAUCUCAUAGACGUUUUAUUUUUCUCCAUUGUAUCCUAUUGCCUUCCAGAUAUUAUGCAAUAAUAACCUUAAUGCAGAAAUUACAAUCAGUAUCCAUUAGUAAUAGUGACCAGUGUGAAAUAAUUACUUUGCACAAUAACAUUGAUGUUUACUAGAAAUAUUUUUUAACAGCCACCAUUUAUAUACAGAUCACUUUUACCCGUGGAUAAUGCAUCUUCAAUUAACCACCAACUGUUAGAGUAAUUUAUUUCUACUUCCUGUUCUGUCCUCCAGCCUUGUGUCAAAAUGUUUUCUCAGAUUAAGAGCGAGUGAGGCAAUCUGAAUGGAAUAAGGCCAUUUACUGUAUGUACGCACAUGUAUGUUAGCAUGUUAUGUCUCCUGUAGCCUUAAGGCUUAAAACACCUGAUGUAUAUUUACUUUGUGACAUGUUUUCAGUCUAUGGCAUGCUGAGUUAAGAAUCCAGGGCUUCCUAUAUAAUGCUGAUGAUACUAGUUUUAUCAUUUUAGGUGAAAAAAAGAUCCUAGUUUUGAAUUAUAUUCUAAACGUCUGGGACUUUUCCUGUUUCUCCAGGCAUUACUGUGUUCCCAGACUCGGGCAAAAAGCCACGUCGAAGCCCUGCAUACAUACUAGAGUAGAUUUAUAAUCUCAUGUGAUAUUUGUAGAGGAUUGGGAAGGGGAUCAAUGUGUUGUAACGCUGUCAGAGGGCAGGGGGGGGGGGCUCCUUUGUAUGCUUUGCUCUGGAUAAUCAUCUCCAAGGUGAUUCAUGUAGUGUAACAGGGACGCUUUCUCCCAGCCUUGUAGUAAGAGCUUAGCUGUGAUUAAAUGCAGUUACUAAUAGGUGGUUGCACUCCAGGAAACGAAAUAUGCUGCCGGGGGACGUUGCUUUUAGAGGUAGUGGGCCACCCGUAGAGGAGAGUUUUACAGCAGAAACGUGCCAAUACAAACACAACAGUUGUCAUUUGUGUUUAAAUGAUAGAUUUCUAGCUUACUUCGCAAGAAUUUCGAAAGACGUUUAUUCAGAUUUUCUCUCGUUCCUCAGGUUCACAAAGCUGCUGUUGUUGUUGUUGUUGUUUUUAAAGGUGCCCUAUUAUGCUAAUUCUUAGGUUUCAUUAUCUGUAAUUUGUGAAAAUGUGCUUUUAUUGUUGAAAAGCAGCACCUCUUUUCACCCUCUGUCUGAAACCAGAGCCCAGUCUGCUCCGAUUGGUUAGCUGGCCGGCUCUGUUGUGAUUGGUCAACCGUUAUGAGAUGUCCCGCCCCUUAGUCUAUCACGGAAAAUGUGUUGGAGCGCUAGCCAAUAGGAGCACGAGUGUUAUAGAGUGAUGUCACAAAAACCUAUAUACCACACUAAAGGAAAGGGAAAACACCUGAAAGCAUAACAGGGCCUCUUUAACUCCGGGUACACCAAGUUAAUGAUGAAUCUGAUGACCUCUCUUUAUGACUAUCAUCACAAGUGUCAAAGUCGCUAUCAUGCAAAGCUGCAGAUAUAGUAUAAUGUCUACUGUAACAGAACAAAUCUGACUUUGAUUUUGCCGAGAUACAUAGGAACAUCCGGACAUUAGUUUCAAGAGGCCUUAUACAUGUUGAAAUAUGAGGAUGAAGUUGUAAUCUUGGUUUUCUUUCUAUUUAGGACCACUUUCGGUGUGUAGGAAAUGUUAAGAGCGGGCCUUAGCUCAGGCCGUUAGUUGAUUUAGGAGAAUACGCACUAAAUAUGUUUUCUAAAUGUGUUUAUAUUGUACAACUAUGAGGACAUUUGCACAUAACUUCUCUCAUACAAAUGAACCAGAAAUCAUAUAAGAACUGUCUUCCAGGAUCAUGAUAUCUGAUCAUAUGAAGGGUUAGUCCAGAAUAAGAUGCACAACAUCAAGAAUAAGAGAAAUAUGACCUUUUUUUAAGAACGUUUAAUAGCCUAGUUAAGAUAAUAUGCAUUUGUGAGUAUACAGUACAGUAUAAGUAACAUUAGCCAGAGUCAAUAUGGAUGCAGUAUUUGUUGUUUUGGGAAUGCAGCGCUUCCUGUUUCCUUUGCGAGUGUUGGUGUCGGUUCCUGUUAGCAAGGUGCUUUAGGUGGUUCUUCUUGUUGUUGUUGUUGUUUUUGCCCCCCCCCCCCGCGGUCAUGGUGGGUCCACACUGGCAUUUGCACAUAACUUCUCCUCAUACAAAUGAACCAGAAAUCAUUUAGGAGCUGUCUUCCAGGAUCAUUAUAUCUGAUCAGAAUAAGAUGCACAACAUCAAGAAUAAGAUACAUAUAACCUUUUGUAUUAGCCUAGUUAAGAUAAUAUGCAUUUGUGAAUAUGGAUGCAGUAUUAGUUGUUUUGGGAAUGCAACGCUUCCUGUUUCCUUUGCAAGUGUUGGUGUCAGUUCCUGUUAGCAAGGUGUUUCUUCUUGUUGUUGUUUUUUUUUCACACUGGCAUUCCUCAGCGGCUCAGGCCUUCAGCCUUCGAUCGCACGACAGAGUGGCUGAAUUGUAAUGAUUCCCUAGCGGGGAUCUGGGCUCUCUCUAAGCCAACAACAGUGCCGAGCUGCUCCAAUCAGGAAUUGGUAAUAAAGAGGCUUUGGAGGCGCGCUUUGCAGCCUCCUGGGGUGGGCUGUGGGGGGGCAUGUUGUACACCGAGGCAAAUAUUGACUCACUCCGUGUGCAAAAGUCUCGGUGUGGAGGCAGGUCUCACUCUACCUCAUCACAUCUCCUGGGAAAUAAGGGAGACUGAACAUGCGUCAGUGCAUACCUGAUGCCUCGGUAUGCACUGCACUAUUUCGAAAAGUUAGAAUAAAAUCACGUUCUAGUUAAAUCACUAUAUCACAUUAAGAACAUGUGUGAGGUUUGCUUCUUUACCCGGUUUGUUGUAUUAGCAAUGCUAAAGUUGUAUUUGAAAUGGAUAUGAUUUGCCUGUUUAUCCUAACAAAAUAAAAGACUGCUGUCUGUGCUUUCUUUAUUC
Messenger RNA from Trematomus bernacchii (emerald rockcod), 5007 nucleotides. It is a transcript of the gene chfr, whose product is annotated as checkpoint with forkhead and ring finger domains, E3 ubiquitin protein ligase. Gene Ontology annotation, molecular function: protein binding; ubiquitin-protein transferase activity. The transcript is spliced from 18 exons. NCBI's taxonomy places the organism in Eukaryota, Metazoa, Chordata, Actinopteri, Perciformes, Nototheniidae. The coding region runs from base 123 to 2027 and encodes 634 amino acids. Gene Ontology annotation, cellular component: nucleus. The record is from RefSeq and is a predicted model, not a curated record. Gene Ontology annotation, biological process: protein ubiquitination; ubiquitin-dependent protein catabolic process; mitotic cell cycle checkpoint signaling.